ACGAUAUGCACACACACAAGAAACACUCAUGGGAUUGUACGCAGACAGACAGACAGACAGAGAGGCAAUUGUAGAGUAGACACGUGAGCACCUGCUACCCUACCUAUACACACCCACCCACCCCACCCACCCACCCACGAGCACCAGCCCAGGCAAUGCGAUGGAUCAGAUCACUCGACACACAGAGAAGAGAAAGAACCAACGGGCGGAGGGGCAACGGACGUUUGUUUUUUGGGAGGCAGGAGACAGACACCGUAUGCAGGUCUCGACAGCCCUCUCACCGACGUACCGCACCCUCCGAUACACUACACACACUCACAGAUACAUACCCACACACAAGCACACAAGUGAUGGAUGCUAUUUAUUGUCUCAAUUCAUGUACUCACCCCCACUAACCCCCCGAGCGCCCACGCAUUUCCAGUUCGUUCGUUUCAUGCCCCCCUCCACCGCACCGCACCGCACAAACAAAACAAACAGGCGUGUGGUGUGAAUGGCAAUGCAAUCUCGCAAGCAAAACAACCGACGCAAAAACGAUACCUCGAGUACGAUAAAUCUAUCUAGAUAAGGUAACGUAACACAUGAAGCUACAGACAGAUGGGGACGGUGGGCCGUGUCUACACAGGUGAGGGAAGCUGCUGCAAACGUCUCGGUGUGCGCCGGUGGGUCAGUCAGUCAACCGGCCGGCCGGCCAGCCAGCCACACGGAGGGAGCCACGCUCAUACAGUCUCACCUUCAUCCACCGCAUGCUACCGCACCGUCGCACACCGCGGCGUCACACACGUGACUGCGUCAGCCAACAACUAUCAAAAACGUCACAAUACAUACAUCCCGUCAGGUUUCCCUCUCUUCCCCCCCGGUGAGGUGAGUCAGUAUCUAGGGUAGGUGUUCCGCUGCCCCCGCCCCCGACGCCUCCCUCCUGCUGCGUCUCCUCCCCUCCCUCUCCCUCUUCCGCCCACCCGGGCUGCCCUCAUCCUCCUCAUCCUCAGCUUCUUCCCCCUCCGUCUUGCUCAGCGUCUGGGCCGUGUCCGCCGGUUCUGGGGCGGGCGGCGGGCCCAGCUCGAACCCCGCACCUUGCGCAGCGAGGUUGGCGCCAGUGGGGGCCUCUCCACCGGGCGGCGGCGGCAGGGCUGCCAUACUUUGGAUCGGUGUGAAGGCAGAGGUGGGGAGGUCGCGGAUCUGCAGCAUGGUGAACUUCUUGAAGCCGUUCUUGGCCGAGUAGAUGUCGAUGCGACGAGACCCGAAGCGUAGCAGGCCGAGCCAUCCCGUCUGCACGAACUGAGGACAUACGGACGGACAGAGAGGGGGUGGAGUAAGCGUGUGUGCGUGCAAUGCAGCAUGUGGUUGGUGGUGUUGUGUUGUGUUGGCUUACUGUGGCUUUGGAGUCGAUGGCGACUUUCUCGACUUUUUUCGUUUUGUCGUGGAAGAGAGCCACUGACUCCUGCAGCCGCCCGUCGGUGCCGUAGUCAUCGUCAUCGUACCAGUAGCUCUUGAAGUUCUUGGCCGCAUCUGACCACACACGCAGACAGACAAGCCUAUGGCGCUCUUUGUCUGUGUGUGUGUGUGUGGGACUGUGCCUGGCUGUGCGUGUCAGUUGUUGAUUGACGUACGCGAGAAGAAUCCGUCCCAGUCCAGUGGCCGCACCAGGUUCUUGAUUUUGACUUUCUGGCCGCUCUCCUUUUCCCACUCGCCCGUCAGAUCCCACCGGUCAAUACCUGCACGCGCACACAUGAAUCCAUCCCUCCACCCAUCAUGCGCUGUCGUCGACCGACCGGCAGACUGAUUGGCUGACCGUACGUACCGUAUGUGACGCCAUGUUUCUUGUAGAGUGAUGUGGUGAGCUGUGGCGUCCUGAGGAGCAUGCCGCGGCCCUUGCCGUUCAGGUAACCCUCGGCAUACUGCAUGAUCGCUACACCGUCAUACAUACCACCAAACAGGACAACAAAGGGGUCCGAUCAUCGAUGGGAGUGGAAGGCAAGGCGCCAGGAAGCCCACCCUGCUUAGCUUACUGGUCAUGUUGUCGCGCACAUCGAUGAGGAUCUUGUUGCACACGUUCAACUGACACACACGCACACACCGAUCUGUCUCUGUCUGUCUGUCUGCCAGCCCAACCACGCCACGCCACGCACCGAGAAGGAUGUGAUUCCGACGACAGCGAACACGGCGCCCAGGAUGUACUUGGUGCUGAGGAGCGUGUCGGUGUGAUCGACUCGGAUGAUGAAGGGCUGAUUGUUGACGGGCGAGAGUGUGGCCACGCGGCCCCCCACACCGAUUGACGUCUUGGUGAACAUCUGCCAGUAACCGCUGAUGUCAUACGCUGGCCGCACAACACACCACACACAACAGACAGACAGACAGGAGCAGAGCAUGGUCUAAAGGUCAACGAACUGAAUUGUCGUGACCAUCUAUCUCAUCUGCUUACUGCAUGCGACGUAAGGGUUGCCCGUCAGAGUGAGGCCGGUGGCCACGUCGACGGCACAGGUGCAGGCAGGCACGCCGGCCUCGUACAUGAUGCAGUUGGCAUUCACCCCACACAUCGUGUUCUCCGCUACCUCCGCUGAACAUACUGCACGUACCAAUUGUCGACACACAGACAAGCAGCACGCAUCAUUGCCCCUCUUGUUGCCCCCCCUUGUGUGUGUCUGCCCUCCUGCUCACUUGGGUAGGUCACCGGCAUGCCGAGGGCGACCCCAAUGAUAAUGGUCAGCAGGAGGACCACCAGCAGCACGCGGAUCUCAAGCGGGAUAGAGGACGCCUUCAUGAUGUUGCGUAUAGUGCGAAACCGUCGAGCGAUGGUCAGGUUCAGCCAGCAGAUUCAAAAAAUGCAACAACGAAAACUGCCACUCUUUCGCUGAGGGCCCUCCACUUUCUCAGCGCGCCGGUCUCUCUGGCGGCGUGCGGUCAGUCCCUCAUCAGUGUGGAUGCCGUCUGUACGCUCCCCUUCACACACAAUCCGCCGAAACAGCC
Molecule: messenger RNA, 2964 nt
Organism: Vitrella brassicaformis
Lineage: Eukaryota; Vitrellaceae
Source: the annotation of a GenBank genome assembly